AUGGUCGCGAACGAUGCUGAUUUGUGGGUUCCUCGAGCUACAGACCGGGAGAAUGAGAAGGAUGAAAUCCCGAAUUAUGAACAUGCAGACUAUUUUACGGUUAAAGUUUAUCAUGGAGGGUGCUUGAGGCAGGGCACAUAUGUUGCUGGAAAGGUGGAUUACUUUGAUAACGUAGACAAGGACAAGAUGUCCCUUGUAGAGGUUGACAACAUGGCUAAGCAACUGAAUCCGGGAUAUGAACACCAAAGAAUCGAUUACUGGUAUAGGUGUGGGGAUGAAACUGAUGAGUUGAUGAAAUUGGAAACAGAUGCAGACGUGAUGGUUAUGUGUACAGCUAUUCCCCAUUGGCGGUUGAUCAUACUUUAUUUGGACCACAUGGAACUUAAAGGGGUGUUUGGGGAAGAGGAUGAGGAUUGCUUCAUAUUUGAAGAUUUCUUUUUCAGUCAAAAAGGUAGCUGUGGGGUGGUCAUAGAAGAAUUACCGGAUGAACCAAGGAAAAAGCCAGGUGUGGUGAUUAAGGAGAUAUCAAAUGAACCAAUACCAAGAAGAAGCAAGGGAAUUGAGAUCAGAGAGGUUGACCAAGACCAUGUACCGACUCAAGCAAGCACAGCUUGUGGUCUUAAUCCAAAGGACAAGGGAAAACAGAAGCUGUUGGAGUAUACUUCAAGUGGUAAGCAAGGCUCAACUGGAGGGAAAGUCAGAAGUGGUGGAGGGCAGUUUAGCGUCCAAAGGCAAUCUAGUGUGCAAGGGCAGUCUAGUGUGCAGGGGCUGUCUAGUGGUGUAGAGAAUGAAAGUUCAGGUCUUCAUGAUGUAAAUAUCGAUUACUUCAAUGCUAUUCAGACCAAUGAUGAUGGGGGCAGUGAGGAAGGGGUUUUUGAUGAAGAUGACAGUGAGGAAGUCAGUUCUGGUGAAGAUGGCAGUGAGGAUGAUGACUAUGACCCCCAGGCCAAUGAUGAGGAGUAUGAACAGUAUGGUGAUGAGGACAAUGAGGAUUGGAUGGAAGGAGUUGUGCAUGAAGAAGCUACACAAAGAGCACGUAAGGCUGGUGUAAAGCUUACUAGUAGUCAAAGGGAAAGUGAGCAAGAAAAUGUGACUGAGUUUGAAGAUAAUGAGGCCAUGUUUGGUUUUCAAGAUUCUGAUGAUGAGAAUUUGGGUUUUACCAUAAAUUCCGAUGGGGAGCUUGAAGAUGAAGGACUGGAAUUCAAUCCCAAAUCCGACAUGAAGAAACCAGAAUUUAAACUAAAACAGAAGUUUGCCACAGUUCAAGUAUUGAGAGAUGCAUUGAGGGAGCAUGCUAUUCAAGGUGGAUGGGAAUAUAUCUUCAUCAAGAAUGAUAAGACAAGGCUGCGGGUUGUAUGCAAGGAGGACAAUUGUCCCUUCUUUCUGUUUGCUUCCAAAAUGCAGCAUGAGAGCACUCUCAUGAUCAAGGGAUAUGAUGGUACACACAAGUGCACAAGAAAAUUUAACAAUAGCAUGGUGAAGCUUAGAUAUUUGACAGCAAAGUUUAAGGACCAGAUUGUGGUUAAUGAAAGUGUGAAGCCAGAAUCUCUUGCAAAAACAAUGUCCUCAACCAUUCGAGCAAGGGUUUCCAACUCAAUGGCAUAUAAAGCUAAAAGGCAAGCUCUGUUGGAAUAUGAGGGAAGCAUUCGAGAGCAAUAUGCAAGGCUUUGUGAUUAUGGCAGGGAGCUUCAGAGGGUUGAUCCAGCAACCUCUAUUGAUAUUAAGUGUAGUUUUCCUAAGGGUAGCAAGAGGCCAGUUUUUAAACGGAUGUAUAUUUGCUUGGGAGCUCUAAAAAAUGGCUUCAAGGCUGGAUGCAGAUCUGUCAUUGGACUAGAUGGGGCACACCUAAAGGGACCUUUUGGGGGGCAACUGUUAAUAGCUGUAGCAAUUGAUGCAAAUAACACAUCAUGGGUGGUUGCAUAUGCGAUGGUGGAGCUAGAAACCAAGGAUGCAUGGAUCUGGUUUCUGGAGUUAUUGGUGAAGGAUCUGGACAUUGAACAUGAAGGAAGGGGUUGGGUGUUUAUAAGUGAUAAACAGAAAGGUUUAAUACCUGCAUUUGAAGAGGUAGUCCCAAGGGCUCACAUUAGAUUUUGUGUGAGGCAUAUGUGGACAAAUUUCACAAAGCUCUUUCCGGGAAAGGUCAUGAAGGAUAAAAUGUGGGCUUGUGCCAAGGCAACCACCUUGCCUUAUUUUCAGAAAGAAAUGAAUGAGAUGAAAAGCCUAGAUGAUGAUGCCUACAAGUGGAUGACAGCACCCGAGAGACCAGCUAUACAUUGGUGUCGGGCUUUCUUCAACACAGAUGUGGACUGUGACAUCAUGAUUAACAACAUCUGUGAGAGUUUCAAUGCCUGGAUAUUAGAUGCUAGGGGUAAACCCCCUGUGACUAUGUUUGAAGAAUUAAGGGUGAAGCUAAUGAGACGGAUUGCAGUGAGGAAGGAAAAAAUGGAAGGAUACCAUGGGAAUAUCUGCCCCAAGCCAAGGGCUAUUAUAGAGACAAACAAGGAAAAGGCUGCUGUGGAUUGUAUUGCAACAUUCAAUGGUGGAGACAUUGCUGAGGUUGACAAUAUUGAGGGAUCAAAGAAUGUUGUGAACCUUGCAAUGAGGACAUGCACUUGCAGGAGGUGGGACUUGACUGGAAUUCCCUGCAAGCAUGCUAUUUCUGCCAUUUACAUGAAGAGGGAAGACCCGGAUGAUUAUGUGGCAGCUUGCUAUCUCAAGAAGACCUAUAUGAGUAUCUAUAGCAACCUGGUCCAGCCUGUUAAUAGCAUGGAUUUAUGGUUUAGAGGUGAGGAUCCACCUAUCUUACCCCCCCAAUAUACAAGGCAACCUGGAAGACCAAAAACAAAAAGAUUCAAGCAUGCUUCAGAAAAGGUGACAGAUGGUGGUGUUAAACUACGAAGGGUACAAAGAUCGCUGAGGUGUCGUAAUUGUGGCCAAGUUGGUCACAACAUCAAAAGUUGUCAAAGACAUUUACCCCCAAAAGAAAAGAAGACUGCAGCAUUGAAUAGGAAGAGGAAGAAUUCCAAUGAGGAGGGACAAACUUCUGAAAAUCAGUCCAAGAAAGCCAAGAAACAGUCCAUGACCAAUAAUGAAUUGAGGCAAAAAGCCAAAGAAAGGGCAGAGUACCAAAGGAAAAAAAUGGCUGCCUUAAAGGCAUCAAGGUUGGAAGCAAAUAGGUCGGCUCCAAAAGCAUCAAGGCCUCAACAAGCUGCAGCAUCUGCUAAGCAAACUUCGAGGCCUGUUCAAGCUGCAUCUGCCCCAGCAGGUUCAAGGCCAGUCCAAUCUUCGAAGGCAUCAAGGAAGCAGGAUGCAACAGCUACAAGGUCCUCUCAAAGGAUCAAGCAAUACUCAGGUAAAGGAGAUGGAAAAUAGUUGUCGAAAUGGAAUUGACAUUAGCAAGCAGAUUAUUAAUUUUUAGGCAUCCUUUUUUUGGGCAACCUUGUGCUGUGACACUUGGUUGCUAGCUCUAAUCUUUUGAUAAGAUGAUUAGAGCUAUCUUCAAUUCUAGCAGAAUUGGUACUUGAACAAUUAUUGAGGAUGUAAUGCUCAGAUUUUUCUUAUUUUGUGUAAAUUAGAUCUCUGUUUUGUGGCUUGCUAUUGCUGAAAAUACCAUGUGUUUUGAGUUUAUUAUGAAUG
Messenger RNA from Rosa rugosa (rugosa rose), 3636 nucleotides. RefSeq lists its product as uncharacterized. The transcript is spliced from 6 exons. NCBI's taxonomy places the organism in Eukaryota, Viridiplantae, Streptophyta, Magnoliopsida, Rosales, Rosaceae. Gene Ontology annotation, molecular function: zinc ion binding; DNA binding; transposase activity. Gene Ontology annotation, biological process: DNA transposition. Bases 1 to 3372 code for a protein of 1123 amino acids. The record is from RefSeq and is a predicted model, not a curated record.